CGUCUUUCACCAAGCUCUCUAUCUCGUCUUCCUGCCAUGCCGUAACUCACCCUACACCGGAGACAGCAAAACCCUAAUACCAUUUUCCUUCAAACAUUCUUACACCUUUUGGCAAAUCCUAAUUUCUCUCUAGGGUUUGAAUUCACCGACUGCUAAGGAUGAUGUACAAUGAUCCUCAACAGCAGCAGCAACCACAGCAGCAGCAGCAACAGCCAAUAUAUCAGCAACACCCUCCUCCACCACCGCCACAACAGCAAAUGAUGCAGCAACAUCAACAUCACCAGCACCACCACCAACAGCAGCCACCACCGCAUCAAUUUCACCAGCCGCAGCAAAUGGGAGAGUUUCAGAGGGGUCCGCCGCCGCAGCAGCAUCAACAACAACCACAGCCACCGCCGCCGCAGAUGAUGCGUCAGCCUUCUGCUUCUUCCACCACUCUUGGUGGUUCUCAAGAGUAUCACCAACAGCUUGCUCAUCCUCCUUUCGACGCCCAUGCCGACAAUUUUGCUGCCAAAAGAAUGAGAAAAAUUGGACAGCGAAGAGCUGUUGAUUAUACGAGCACUGUUGUGCGAUAUAUGCAGACCCGUUUAUGGCAACGAGAUGCAUGGGACAGGACAGUAUUACAACCGACUCCUGCUGCAGCAAUCGAUAUGUUACCAACGGUUGCCUAUUCAGAUAAUCCAUCCACCAGCUUUGCUGCAAAGUUCGUGCAUACAUCACUAAACAAAAACCGCUGUUCAAUCAAUCGUGUACUGUGGACUCCUACUGGUAGGCGUCUUAUAACUGGUUCACACAGUGGGGAGUUCACAUUAUGGAAUGGUCAAUCUUUCAAUUUCGAAAUGAUUCUGCAGGCUCAUGAUCAACCAAUCAGGUCUAUGGUAUGGAGUUACAAUGACAAUUGGAUGGUCACUGGUGAUGAUGGAGGCUCUAUAAAGUACUGGCAAAACAACAUGAACAACGUGAAAGCUAAUAAAUCUGCACACAAGGAAUCUGUCCGUGACCUAAGCUUUUGUAGAACAGAUUUAAAGUUCUGUUCCUGCUCUGAUGACACAACUGUUAAAGUUUGGGACUUUGCUCGUUGCCAGGAGGAGCGUUCUUUAUCCGGCCAUGGUUGGGAUGUGAAGAGUGUUGACUGGCACCCUACCAAGUCUUUACUAGUUUCAGGUGGGAAAGACAAUCUUGUGAAGCUUUGGGAUGCUAAAUCUGGGAGAGAGCUAUGUUCAUUUCAUGGGCACAAGAAUACUGUUCUUUGCGUCAAAUGGAAUCAAAAUGGUAAUUGGGUGUUAACUGCAUCUAAGGAUCAAAUUAUCAAGCUAUAUGACAUUAGAGCUAUGAAAGAACUACAAUCAUUUCGUGGUCAUCGGAAGGACGUCACUGCACUGGCUUGGCAUCCGUUCCAUGAGGAGUAUUUUGUUAGCGGGAGUUUUGAUGGAUCAAUCUUCCACUGGCUAGUAGGGCAUGAAACUCCACAAAUCGAAAUUCCAAAUGCACAUGAUAGCUGUGUCUGGGACCUUGCAUGGCAUCCCAUUGGCUAUCUUCUUUGCAGUGGCAGCAGCGACAACACAACAAAAUUUUGGUGCAGAAAUAGGCCUGGGGAUCCAGCUCGUGAUAAAUUCAACAUGGGCCAUAAUCAAGGGUACAACGACCAAAAUUCUGCUCUUGCUGGCCGCAUGCCUGUUAAUUUUCCUGGACCUGAGCCACCAACUACUCCUGGACCAUUUGCUGGAUUGAAUCGGAAUGAAGGUACUAUUCCUGGGAUCGGAGUGGCAAUGCCUUUGUCUCUAGAUGCAUCAACACAGGGAGAGCAAAAACCACCCAUAUCCUCGUCAAUGCCAUUAGGGGCUCCUCCUUUACCACCCGGUCCACAUCCAUCUCUUUUUGCAGUUAAUCAGCAGCAAAAUUAUCAACAGAAUGCUCAGCAAGCCCAGCACCACCACCAAGGGCAUCAACAGCAAAUGACAUCCCUGCAGCCACCAAAUAUGCAACAGUUACAACAUCAAACUCAUAUGCCACUUCUGCCACACCCUCAUUUGCCUCGGCCUCCACCCCAGUUACCUCCUCAUAACAUGCCAUCUUCAAUGCAAGGAUCUAUGCCCAUGCAUGGUCAAAUGGGCACAAUGAAUCAGAUGGGACCGCCUAUGCAGCAAGGCCAUUUUAUGGGCAUGAAUCCUAUGCAUUCGGGACCUGGAGGUGCACCACCAGGUGGCAUUCCAAAUAUGCAGGGCCCAUCAAGUGCGAGUGGGAACCAGAUGUAUCCAUCAGGGGGUGCAUUUAAUCGACCUCAAGGUGCGCAGAUGCCCCCAAUGCCAGGACUAGGUCCUUAUCAGCCAGGGAAUCCAAGUGGUACUGGCAUGGGACCUAAUUUCAGUAUGCCUUCUGGUAUUGUUCCACCGCUGCCUCCUGGCCCCCCACCACAUGGACAAACACCUCAGUAGGACUUAUAUGUACAUUUCGUUGCGUUUGUUCCUUCUGAUCGAUUUUCCUUUCUUUCUUUAUCAUUUUUUCCGGAAAAAAGGUAGGUGGGGGUGUUGUUAAGCAAAAGAAUGGAAAACAAGUCUCCAAAAUUUCGUUGGUUGGGAAUUAAGCUUCUUUCAUUGAGUUCUACAUGUAGCCUGUAGAUUACUUGACUUCACAGCUACCAGUUUCUCUUGUUGAUGAAUCUUGAAGUGUAUUUCUAUGCAGGUGUAAGUCUUAAAAAAUGAACGAGUGAGCUUUGUAUUUCAUUCCGUUUGAACUACUUGAUUGGUAACCUAUUUUCAUGUAGACAAAUAUAUCAUAGAUAUUUUUAAUUCAUCAUCUA
This is a messenger RNA of Cynara cardunculus var. scolymus (artichoke), 2800 nucleotides long. Its product is annotated as flowering time control protein FY. The coding region runs from base 159 to 2435 and encodes 758 amino acids. Gene Ontology annotation, molecular function: protein binding. The transcript has 18 exons. The record is from RefSeq and is a predicted model, not a curated record. Lineage: Eukaryota; Viridiplantae; Streptophyta; Magnoliopsida; Asterales; Asteraceae. Gene Ontology annotation, cellular component: mRNA cleavage and polyadenylation specificity factor complex.